AUGAGUGUGUUUCUCCCAGGACUAUACUACCCAGGGUUUGAUGUAGUCGAGGACACUGACAUCCCAGGACAUCCUGAUGCCUUACAGCAUUUGGACAGCGUCUCAGAGGCCCAAGGCUUUAAUCUAGGCUUCCUGAAGAUCUGGAGGCCGUUCUUUCUGUGUGAUCUGUCCGUGGCUGUUCUCAAAGACACAUUCUGGUGGUUCUUCCUCCACAGAUUUAAGCCUAAUGUGGAGGAGGAGAGCCAGUUGUUUGAUCGGAUCUCUGGAGCCUUUGUCUCUCUGCUGAUGACCGUUCAGAUGGACCUGAAGGACAAGCUCUUUAAGGUGUAUGCAGACUGCCUGGCCCAGGCGGUUUACGCAGCGUUCUACGGAGCGUUCCCUGAGUCCAUGGAACGUCUAGGCCAUGACUUCAAGACAGACCUGACUGACCUCAUCUCCCUCUGGGUGUCAGGUGUGAAGCCCACCCUGUUGUCAUGGCAGAGCUGGAAUCUGGGCUGGCUGGAUCCUGUAGACACGUCCGGGAAGAGCCAUGGAGAGUCAGCAUGUGAUUCACGGAGGGUUUACAUCUACUGA
Messenger RNA from Salvelinus sp. IW2-2015, 573 nucleotides. Its product is annotated as protein FAM227B-like. The record is from RefSeq and is a predicted model, not a curated record. NCBI's taxonomy places the organism in Eukaryota, Metazoa, Chordata, Actinopteri, Salmoniformes, Salmonidae.